CUUCCGCGUGUUUGUUCUCAGUUUCCCCGAGUACCAGAGAAGGAUAAGCAAUGGCAGGGCCCUCCAGCAGCUUGAGGGAAGGGGGUGCAGUGUAUCCUGACCUGGACGAGGCCCAGCCAUCUCAGCCAUCGAGAGUACCGGCCAGAGGAGGACCCCUGAGCCGCCAGACGUCCACCAAGAGCCACUACUCCAUCUUCUAUGGGUCCGUGCCCAUCCCUGAGGAGGAAGAGGAGGGCGAACGGGGCGGCGAAGGGCUGAAUGGGUCGGACGCGUCGCCAUCGCAGCGGGAGAUAUCCAAGAAGCUGGUGGUGCAGAUGCGGCUGUCGCAGACGUACCUGGUGUUCUGCCUCGCCAUGGCCACGCUGGGUCUCUUCCUGCUGGCGUACUGCCUCUACAAGGUCAGUGUGGGCUGUCUUGGUUGUGGGGGUGCAUGGGCUCAGACAUUUGCAAUGGAGAGAGGCCGUUUUCCGACUGUUUAUGCAUCUGUUUGUGUGUGUGUGCACAUGCAGGGUGGCGUGCCAGCGAUGCACUGGUGGUUCUUUAUCGGAGAGCUCGUUCUGACGAUCUUCCUCACGGCUGAGACCGUCAUCGACAUGUACCUACUCAGACGGGUGAGCGCCAGGCCUGCAGGGAUGACGCCAGUCAAGGCAACAUGCAUGUGGCUUUCAUUUCAGGACUUCUGGUUGUAUUCGUGGAACAUCUUUCAGCUAGUUGUCACGGUUCUCUGCGUCGCAUUCGUCGUCUUUGACAUUCUGCAAUGGGUGGGUGGUGGGUGGGUGGGUGGGUGGGCUGGCUGCCUGAGCCAGCCGCUAACCGAGGGGGCUUCUCUCUUUCUCUAUUCUGCUCAUUGUGGCAGAUGGCCCUGUUCGAGCAGCUGGAAGGCUACCUCUCACUGAUCCUACUUAUCAUCAGAUACGUCUUCCAAGUGGCCCGGUAUGAUGAGUCCUCCGCCCACACAUACAUUGAAAGAAUGAAAAAACCAGCCACCCUUCUGCGUUUUGCAGGACAGUGGAGCUCUUCCGCAAGUCGGCAGCAAGCCACGCGAGCCAGCAGGCGGUUGCCGAGGAAACCGUGGCAUUCCCACCCAUUCGCGAGGUAUCUGAGGGCAGGAGGCCCAGCGUUGUUCGGAAACUCUCAACGACCAGCUUCGCUGGCUAUGAGGUGCGGAAUACAUGAGAGGGCCGGAAAAACGCAUCUGUUGACAGAGUGGCUGUGUGUGUGUGGGUGUCAGGUUGAUAUGGAGGAGGCUUUUGGGCAGCCUGGCGGCCCUGGCCCAUUUAGCCGGCGGGAGACCAUGGAAGCGCGGACCAAGAGGGGGAUGUAGCUAGAGGCGUACGUGCAUGGCUGUAUGUCUUUAUGCAUUCAUUCGUUCAUGGACAUGUGAUUUGUGGUGUGUCGGUCGUCCAUGUGCCGUGUGUGGUACUUGUUCACGUGGCCGACUUAUUGCAUGACGGUCUGUGUGUGUACCAUGUGUGUGGGUGCUGGCAUCCGAUGAAG
Vitrella brassicaformis is the source of this 1497-nucleotide messenger RNA. The record is from the annotation of a GenBank genome assembly. Lineage: Eukaryota; Vitrellaceae.